AUGGGUUGGCAGAGAGUGGUCGAGGAGCCUCCCAGUGGACAGCUGGACACAGGGUCACCACCGGGAGAAGUACCGCAGGAAGUGAAACUCCAAAGACAUGUGGGACUUGUUGGCGGUAUCUCGUUUGUCGUUGGAACCGUCAUUGGUUCUGGUAUCUUCAUCACACCUCAGGGUGUACUCCAGAACACCGGCUCUGUUGGCCUGUGUAUAGUGCUGUGGGCUCUGGGAGGAGUUCUGUCAAUGCUGGGCGCCCUGACUUACUCCGAGCUGGCGUCAGUUGUCCGCAAAUCAGGGGGACAGUAUGCGUACUUGAACGAAGCUCUAGGUCCUAUUCCGGCAUUCCUGGUAGUAUGGACGCGGGAGGUUGCUAUGAGUCCUUCAUCUACAGCAGUCGUCUCCCUUACUUUUGCCGAAUAUUUUGAGUCAAUGUUCGUCGUUUGUGGAUCACCAGAGCUACCAAAGAAAUUGAUUGCGAUUCUUCUCAUCAUGACGCUGUCGAUCAUCAACUGCUUCAGCCCUAAACUGGCAGCCCGUGUCCAGGUUGUGUUCACUGGAGCCAAGCUGCUGGCUCUCCUCGUGAUCAUUACUGGAGGUGUGGUAUGGAUGGCCAAAGGCGUGACGUCUGACCUGAUGACGGGUUUCAAGGGCACCACCGAUUCACCUGCUUCUGUAGCCCUUGCUCUCUACUUCGUGAUGUUUUCAUACGGCGGCUGGAACAACGCGAACAAUCUACUUGAGGAGGUUGAGAAUCCGAGGAGGUAA
Haliotis rubra (blacklip abalone) is the source of this 762-nucleotide messenger RNA. Its product is annotated as cystine/glutamate transporter-like. The record is from RefSeq and is a predicted model, not a curated record. The transcript is spliced from 7 exons. Gene Ontology annotation, biological process: amino acid transmembrane transport. Lineage: Eukaryota; Metazoa; Mollusca; Gastropoda; Lepetellida; Haliotidae. Gene Ontology annotation, cellular component: membrane. The coding region runs from base 1 to 762 and encodes 253 amino acids. Gene Ontology annotation, molecular function: L-amino acid transmembrane transporter activity.